UUAGUCAUCGUCGUUGGGGGCCAUGUAGAAAAAUCUGGAACACAGGUCGGUCAAAUCAUAGUCUAUUGACCGAAAGGUCUGCUUAGUCAGUUCGCUAAAACGAUUCUGAAGACCCGUGUUCUGCGGCAGCGAAUGAUGAAACUUACAGGAAUGGUAAUGGGUUUGUGUGGGCUUUGUCUCAUUGGAAUUCCAUUCUCGUUUCCAUAAAAGGGUCCAAUCCAGCUAAAGCAGGAUGGCGAUGGCGGUGUUCGAAUGAGAACGCUGCGUUGCUGAAUUGUACCGACCUGAUUCCUUCGUGUCUGGGCGACUACAUACGGACGUCUCUGUCAAUCCUCCGACUUGUUUGUUGGCCUUCCCAAGCUGGGCUCAUGCUCUCUGUAUGUGUGUACGACGAACUCGCAUACAUGUGGACUGGAGCCAGUUUCUGCAGAUUACGCCCAUCGUAACCGAGUGCUUCGAUUUGAGCUUUCCGCAAGCUCUGAUGCAGUGAUUGCUAGAGCAUGAAACCAAGCACUCUUCGCAGAAUCCAGUCUUGACAAACUUCGAGCUGAGUCUUUCUGUCUUCUUGCUCUGUCACACUCGAGCUCAAUCACAGUUUUGGAAGGCUGCCAAGGUUUCUGAGUCCCGUGCGUCUUUCAAACCCGCGUGUCCAAGUUAUUUUUGGGUCGCCGGUCAUGUCAGACCUCGUUUCAGUCAGACCUCAUGACCUUAGUGGAUGACGUGAUCUUCGUCUGACAAACGGAAGCUUUGUACUUUCCGAGAUUUGUUUGUUCCAGGUCGUCAGUGAUUUUGCAACCUAGGUAGGUUCUCCGAUAGAGUGAUCGGUUUGCCUCUACGAAGUAGUGUACAUUCGUGGCAGCCUUUGCCAAUUUGUUCAGGACAAUCGCCGAUUUUCCUUUUGUUACCGUUUGAAGCUUGGACAAUGGUGGCAACAUUCGAGUGUCUAUGUCGGCCAGUGGAAGGAAGCUCAAUUCUGAUGGGGUGAAAUCCGACUACUACGAACGUUUAUGAAGUUGGAGGACAGAGUGAACUCUGUGUAUUUGAUCGAGAAAUACAGUUCCAGAGGCGGCAAUCAUGGUCGGGGGCCCUGUGGAAAAUGGAGAGAAAGAUAAACGGUAUGCCGGCCAUCUCACGAGCUUCGUGGUCUACGCCAGUAUUGUCGCUGCAAGUGGUGGCCUCAUUUUUGGCUAUGACAUUGGAAUCACAGGAGGAGUCUCUUCCAUGGAUGAUUUUCUGAAGAAGUUCUUUCCGAAGGUUUACCGAGAGCGACAUAAUAAGAACAAUUAUUGUGCCUAUGACAAUCAAGCGCUACAAGCUUUCACAUCAUCGCUUUUCUUGGCGGGCAUGGUUGCCUCUGUAUUCGCUUCGUACAGUACUCGACUGUGGGGACGGAAAAACUCAAUGCUAAUCGCUGGCUUGAGCUUUCUGAUCGGUGCAAUUCUGAACGUGGCAGCUCAAAAUCUCAUCAUGCUGAUCAUCGGAAGGAUUUGUCUGGGAAUCGGUGUGGGUUUUGGCAAUCAGGUAGUUCCUCUGUAUCUCUCUGAGAUAGCUCCAGCUCAUCUCAGAGGUGCAUUGAACAUGAUGUUUCAGCUCGCAACAACCUUCGGAAUACUUAUCGCGAAUCUUAUAAACUAUGGAACUAACAAUAUCCACCCUUGGGGUUGGAGGCUCUCAUUAGGACUUGCUGCAAUUCCAGCCACCGUGCUCACCAUGGGAGGAAUUUUCCUUCCGGAAACACCCAACAGUCUGAUUGAGCGCGGAAAAAUAGAAGAGGGCAAAUCUAUGUUGAAAAGAGUCCGUGGUGUGCCGGAUGUGGAAGAAGAAUAUAGAGAUUUGGUACAGGCUAGUAGAGUUGCAGGUCAGAUCAAGCAUCCCUUUAGAAAUCUGUUGCAGACGCGGAAUCAACCACAAUUGGUGAUGGCGAUUUUUCUUCCAUUUUUUCAAAUCGCGACUGGAAUCAAUUCGGUACUGUUCUACGCACCACAACUAUUUCAGACAAUCGGAUUCGGGAGCAGCGCAAGUUUGUACUCGGCAAUUAUUAUUGGAGCAACGCUGUCACUUUCUACAUUCGUUAGCAUAGCGUUGGUGGACAGAGUGGGGCGAAUGAAACUCUUCUACGCCGGUGGAGCUCAGAUGUUUUUAACCCUGGUGUUUCUGGGCAUCGUCAUGCAGCUCAAACUCGGCCUGUACAAUCAGCUGGAAAAGGGCUGGGCGGUGUUGAUCGUGGUGUUGAUAUGCAUAUAUACCGCCGGUUUUGGUUGGUCAUGGGGCUCUUUGGGAUGGACAGUGCCCAGCGAAAUUUUCCCCCUCGAGACUCGAUCAGCGGGCCAGAGUAUUGUGGUUUCUGUCAACUUCUUCUUCACCUUUGUCCUGGGCCAAGCGUUGCUGACGAUGCUGUGCCAUUUCAAAUUUGGGAUUUUCUAUUUCUUCGGGGGUCUGGUGUUUCUCAUGACAGCGUUUGUUGCCCUCUACCUUCCUGAGACUAAAGGUGUACCUCUAGAAGAAAUGCCUCUUCUUUGGAGCUCCCACUGGUUCUGGAAAAGAAUAGUUCCUCCACCAUCAGCUAUAAUUCCAGGAAGCCGGUCUUACAGUGUAAGGUUAUAGGUAUUAGCUAUUUAUAAAGUUUCAUCCUUCGUCCUCUUGUAAACAUGGCUCGCAGUUUCGUAUUACUUUCCAUUCAUUGAAUUUGGCAGAAUUUUAGUCUAGAUCUAAGGUGUA
Messenger RNA from Marchantia polymorpha subsp. ruderalis, 2718 nucleotides. Lineage: Eukaryota; Viridiplantae; Streptophyta; Marchantiopsida; Marchantiales; Marchantiaceae. The record is from the annotation of a GenBank genome assembly.